This is a messenger RNA of Mastomys coucha (southern multimammate mouse), 1741 nucleotides long. RefSeq names its product zinc finger protein 771 (gene Znf771). NCBI's taxonomy places the organism in Eukaryota, Metazoa, Chordata, Mammalia, Rodentia, Muridae. The transcript has 3 exons. The coding region runs from base 463 to 1551 and encodes 362 amino acids. The record is from RefSeq and is a predicted model, not a curated record.
AGGUCAGAAAGAACACACGGUAAACGAAAGCGACAGAUUGGGCGGUGGUGGAUCUGGGUCGCAUGCGGGCAAACAGCAAGCUGUCUGGCAGGCCAGUGGACAGGAAGGCGACGCGAGAAAGAACGAAGAAGGAAAAAGCAAGGGAAAGAAGAGAAGAGGCAACAGGGCCUGCUCUCCAGGCGGGGCGCCAAGGAGAGGCCCAGACCGCGGGAGCGCACGUGGCCUACGCGGGCACAGCAAUCUCGGUGGGACGUCGAGACCCAGCAGCUGCAGAGCCCGGCUGAGGGUGGUUGGAACUCAGCUGCGGGGCCUUGAAGGCCGGGCUAGGCACGUUCUGUUCGUUAGGAGUUUCCGGGCGGCGGACACCUCUGAGCCCGGCUCCCCCUCCCGGGGCGGUUAGGGACAGAAGCUCAGGCCUCCAGCCUCUCCCCUAAGGGCGGAGCCAGACGUGGGAUCCAAUGAAUGGCCGCCCCGGGGCCCCGCCCCGCCCCCGCCUCCGGAGCCGCGGCCUUCGCAGAGCACCCAACCGCCCCUCGCCCAGGCCCGGGGCCGCACGAGCACCGAACCUCGGGCUGCGCCCCGCCUCAGGACACCAAGAUGCCUGGCGAACAGCAGGCAGAGGAGGAGGAGGAGGAAGAGAUGCAGGAGGAGAUGGUGCUGCUGGUGAAGGGUGAGGAGGAGGAGGGUGAGGAGAAGUAUGAGGUGGUGAAACUCAAGAUCCCUGUGGACAACAAGGAGGUUGCCAGCCAGAUGCCAGCGCCGUCGGCCGACCCGGCGCGCCCCCACGCGUGCCCAGACUGCGGCCGCGCCUUUGCGCGCCGCUCCACACUAGCCAAACAUGCGCGCACCCACACGGGCGAGCGUCCCUUUGCAUGCACGGAAUGCGGCCGGUGCUUCUCGCAGAAGUCGGCGCUGACCAAGCAUGGCCGCACGCAUACGGGCGAGCGACCCUACCAGUGCCCGGAAUGCGACAAGCGCUUCUCCGCCGCCUCGAACCUGCGGCAGCACCGGCGGCGUCACACGGGCGAGAAGCCGUACGCAUGCGCACACUGCGGGCGGCGCUUUGCGCAGAGCUCCAAUUACGCGCAGCAUCUGCGCGUGCACACGGGCGAGAAGCCUUACGCGUGCCCGGACUGCGGACGAGCCUUCGGCGGAAGUUCGUGCCUGGCGCGCCACCGACGCACGCACACGGGCGAGCGCCCGUACGCAUGCGCCGACUGCGGCACGCGCUUCGCUCAGAGCUCGGCGCUGGCCAAGCACCGGCGCGUGCACACGGGCGAGAAGCCGCACCGCUGCGCCGUGUGCGGCCGGCGCUUCGGCCACCGUUCCAACCUGGCGGAGCAUGCGCGCACGCAUACGGGCGAGCGGCCCUACCCGUGCACGGAGUGCGGCCGGCGCUUCCGCCUCAGCUCACACUUCAUCCGCCACCGUCGCGCGCACAUGCGGCGCCGCCUCUACAUCUGCGCGGGCUGCGGCCGAGACUUCAAGCUACCCGCCAGUGCCACAGCCGCCACGCCCACCGAGCGCUGCCCGGAGUGCGAGGGCAGCUGAGCCACGGCGGGGCAGCGAGGGGCACUUGGGACUUGCACCUGAAUUGUUCCUUCCAUGCCUGCACCUGGGUCGGGGUGCUCUGGGAUUGGGAGAUAGGGAAUGCCCUACUGAGGUCCCUAGAACCAUGCCUGGUCUCCGAUUACAUUUCCUUGGCCCUUCUGAGUGAAUAAAGUAUUCUAUCCUCACCUCA